Molecule: messenger RNA, 6174 nt
Organism: Sus scrofa (pig)
Lineage: Eukaryota; Metazoa; Chordata; Mammalia; Artiodactyla; Suidae
Source: RefSeq, a predicted model, not a curated record
ACCAGGUCUGUCCCCAGCCAGCAGUGGCCGUCCAGAUGUUUCAGAGCAUGGCAGCACUUGGUGCAGAGGCGGCGGGCAGUGGCUGCAGCUGUGGCGCUGGGCCGCCGGCAGCUGUUGCGCAGGAGCCUGCAGGCACUGAAGUGGGCGCUGUGGCUCCGGGAGGCCCAGCUAGAGGUGGCCUGGGGGCGACACACGCAGGCCCUGCUGGCCCGGACUUUCCAAAAGUGGAGAAACUUGAUUCAGCAGCAGAAACAAGGGCAGCCUCGCGUCCAGGCUGGGCCAGGACCCUCACCCUCUGGGGGAGGCCAGGACCGAGGCCCCUCUGUAAGAAAACCAGCAGUGGACAUCGCCCAGAGGAGCAGCCCAGGGAGUCUGAGGGAGGAGCCAGGAACCCAGCUGUCUGCACUGCGUUCUGGGCGGAAGCCAGAUGGAGGAAACAGGGGAGUCCAGAUCCCGAAGCCUCUGCAACAGCUGGCUGUCUUCCUCCUGGAGUGCCUCCAAAAGGAAUGGGCCAGGCGGGAGAAGGGGGUCCCGGAAGAGGCCCCUGGGGCCAGGCUGAGGACCCAGAGGAUGGAGAGGCCCCCACAGACCUGGCUCUCUCCUGCUGCACAUGCAUCCUGGGCAGCCCCACUGGACCCCCAGCAGCAGAGAGCCUGGCUCUGCAGGUGCUUUGGGGCCUGGCAGCGUUUCGUGCAAAGAGGGACGCGGUAUCGGGUCCACGUGGCCAACCGCCAGGCGGGGACCCUGAGGAUGUGCUUGCAGCGGUGGGUGCGGAUGAAGCAGCUCCGGGCCUCAGAUGGGGCGAAGGUGACCCAGCUGUCCCUUUGCCAGCCAAAGGCAGGGACCGUGGUUCUGCUCAGCUCAGCUGCUGCAGAGGCCACAGCCCUGGGCCUGGGGAUGGUGUCUCAGGCCCAGACACUGCCCCAGGACCAAAGCCCUGGAUCUCUGCAGGAAGUCUGCCGGAGACGCGACCUCCACUGGGCACUGCUGCUAUGGAGGACAAGGCUCUCUCAGCGCCAGCAGGCCAACUCUUUCUUCCAGGACGUGCAGCAGCGGGCGCUGUGCCACAUCCUGAGGGGGAGGCGCAUGAGGACACAGGAUCCCGGCACCCUUCCCAGGACCACCUUGGCCCCCGUACCGCUGGGCGGCAUCCUGGGAGGGGAGGCCUGGCGGGGCUGCAGCUCACCCCACAGCUCACUGGAGAAGGCUUCCAGGGCCCCCGCUCUCCUGGAGACGCUUCUGGUGAAAUUUCUGUGGACAGCUGGGCAGCGGCAGCAGGGGCGGUGCCUUCUGCUCUGGCAGGCGCGGGCCCAGCAGUCCCGGGGCGCAGCGAGAUGGCACCUGAGCACCCUUCAGAGGCGCAUCUUCCUUGGCUGGAGCCACUGGGCAGCAGCCCAUGGGGCCCGGAGGGAGCUGGCUGCCCGCUGGGCCCAGGAUCGGUGCUGCAGGGCAGUGCUGGGCCUGUGGUGGCGGCGGCUGGUACAGCAGCGGGAGGCAGAGCAGUGGGCCUGGGAGCGGAGCCGGAGACUGCAGCGCCGUGCCCUGGGCCACUGGCAUUCCUGCUGGCAGAGGCAGCAGCUCCUGCGUGAAAAGUACCAGAAGUGGGUGCAGGGCCGCCUCUGGGGCCUUCGGGGGGCCGUGUUCCGGGGCUGGCGGCAGGUGGCCGCUCAUCGGAGAGCCACGGCAGCCAGUCCAGAGCAGGUCCUGAAGCAGAACCACUUCCAGGCCUGGGGUGGAUUCGUGAGAGACAUAAGGACCCUCCAGGCCACAUGUGCAGCCUUCCAAGAUGGCCUGAGACAGGCUCCAGGGGCCACAUCUGCCAUGUGGUGGGAAACCCCAGUGGCCGCAGCCCGGCCUCAGGCACAGCACGUGGCUCGGGCCUCCUUCUCCUGGAGAAGCCAUGUGCAGGGACGCCAGAUGGACGGGCAGCUGAGGAGGGCCUGGGCACAGCAGGCCUCUCUUGCAAGGGUCCUAGAGGCCUGGGCCCAGGCAGCAGCCCAGGGCCGGGUCCAGAGAGCCGUCAUCAUCCAGUUCCAGCAGGCUGGGCCCAGGCGUCUCCUGCGAACCCACUGGGCCCAGGGGAGGACAGCGCGGCUCAGAGUGUGGCUGGAACCAAAGGCGGAGGCCCGCACAGCCCAGCCCUGGCCCAGGGCUGCCCUCAGGCACUGGCCCAGGUUGGCCACCAGAGGGCGCCUCCUGGUGCUCACGACCCCUCCAGCCCUGAGAAAGCAGGUGAGGUGGGGCCCUCCUGGGGUGGGAAGCCCCAAAUUACCCGAGGGCCAGUGGCCUCAGCAUCAGUUUGAUUCAGCCCAGGUGGCAAGGGUGGUUGGAUGCUUCUCCAGGACCCCAGUGGCCUGUGGACACCCUCCCUACCAGUUCUCAGACACUCACCCUAGUCUGGCAGACAGCCAACUAUGGGUCCAUCAACAAACAUUCACUGAGCACCUACUGAGGACCAGCCCGGUGCCAGUCCACCACAAAGAUGUGCCCUGGGCCAUGUUCAUUAGGGACAUGGGCACCUGGACUCUUAAGUCAUGGUGCAGCCUAGGGUCAAGAUAGGUGAUUGGAGUCAGUAGAAAUUUUUUUUUUUUUUUUCCUUAAUGGAAAAUGGAACGUUCUCACUUCAGAAAAAUCAGAAAAUGUAAAGUAAAAAAAAAAAACUCUUUAAAAACUUGCUCUAGUUAGUUCUGACACCAGCAAAUGGUGACAAGAACUUGGUGGCUUAGCAGGAGGGAAGAGGCCACAAUAAGUUCAGGUGCAAGGAGUGACACUGCAUGGCAGCCAAGAGACAGGCUGUGUAUCAUUCCAAGACACAGCCUGAGUUGCUGGCAGGCCACAUAGUGUCCCUCAAGGUGAGCUGGAAUCAUCCAGAAUCCUGUUUCAGGCUGCCAGGAAGUAGGUGGUAGACUCUAGAAACGUUCUAAGAAAAGAGAAAUAAAAAUUUUAUUGUAGUUGAUUUACAGUGUUAUGCUAUAAAGUGGUUCUUUACUAAUAGAAUUGAAAGUCACAGCUUUGGUUAUUUGCAGAAUCCACGUAUGCACAUUCGGCGGGGCUGUGGCAACUGCAGAUUUUGGGGUCUCAGGGUCUUUUAUUUCUAGAUCUGUGCUUCAAGACAAAUUUGUUUUCGGAGCAUGUUUAUAAACCCUUUCAUGCCAUUCCUGUCCGCAAAGGCAGGCAGGGAUUCGCUUUACCAAUGGAGGAACUGAAGCUUGUAGAGACAAAGAAAUGCCAGGAAUGGUAAAUGGUAACCAGAGCGUUGAAUUCCAGGCUUCUUCCUACCACGUGCACACACGUGCCCAGGUAGCCUGCACCUGACAGUGGGAGUAGGCUUUAUGCCAUUUCCCAGUGGCAGAGAGCCCCUUAGGGAGCCAGGCCGGAGCGGGAGGGUGGGGGUGGGGUGCAGCCUCAGGCUCUGGGGUCAGACAGCUCUGGAGAGGUGGGGCCUCAGGCAAGGAAUUUAACUGUGUAAAGCUUAAGCAGUACCCGCCCCACAGGCGGUGCCUGGCCCAGGCAGGCGCUCCCUGGGUGGUAGCCAUCACUGGUCCUCUCAUCUGUGGGAGGAGGAGGAGGAGGCAGAGGCCUGUGCUGAUGGCUGUCACUACUCUCGGGCACCUUCUGUCUCCUCUGGGAGCCUCGGGGCUCCCAGGAGAACCUGAGAUGCACACACAGAAGGUGGGAGGGCAGGGCAGGAAAGGAUGCCUUCAGCUCACCUGGACCCCUGGAGGUCCAAGCCCACUGGUUCAGGUUUUCCUGUCUGGCUGUUCCCUCAGACCCGCAGCUGCAGGCCACAGCCCGCAGGGCCUGGGCUGCCCAGCCCAACCCAGCACCACAGCCCUGGUGGACAGAAGCAGCAGAAAGCACCGUCCUGGGCUCAGAGUAAGGAGAUCUUCCCUCCUGGGAUAAACAGUCUGAGGUGUGAGCUUGGAAUUAGCUUCAGGCUCCUCGUGAACCAGUUUGAUAUAUUCACUCUGUGUUUCCCGCCAAUCUCCUCUUCUGGAAUUUUUUUUUUUUUUUUUUUUUGGUCUUUUCAGGGCUGCAUCCACAGCAUAUGGAAGUUCCCAGGCUCCAGGUCUUAUCGGAGCUGUAGCAGACGGCCUACACUCCAGCCACAGGCAGGAGGGAUCUGAGCCGAGUCUAUGAUCUACACUGAAGCUCGUGGCAAUGUCUAAUGCUGGAUCCUCAACCCACUGAGCAGGGCCAGGGAUCGAACCUGUGUCCUAGUCAGGUUUGUUACCGCUGAGCCACAAUGGGAACUCCUCCUCUUCUGGAAUAUUUUACCAUUUGGAAAAAUUCCAAUUUUUCCUGUCUCAGCUGUUACUGCUUUUGGGGCCGCAGGCGGCUUUGGCAGAUGUGGUGGAAAGCGGGACACAAGACUUAACUCACUUGAUACCACAUUUUUUUUUUGGCCUACCCAUGGUAUGCAGAAGUUCCUGAGUCAGGGAUCAAACCUGUGCCACAGCAGUGACAAGAGACUUCUUAACCACUAGGCCACUGGGGAACUCCCCAACACCAUUUCUUGUUCACCCUCUUCCUUAUGCUCCACUUCCAGGGGCACCAGGCGGAGUUUGCCCUCCUGAAUGACAAUUUAACCUCUCCCCCCUGGACUCUUUCCAGGAGACAGAGACCCUCCCCUCUGCCCCACCUCCCAGCUCCUGCUGCAGCAGCCCAGAGACCCCAAGGGCAAAGGCGAGGCCAGAAAAACGUGGCUGAGGUAGGAGCAGAGCCUGUGUGCGGAGAGCAAGGGGCAGGGGUGGGGGCCAGACCUGGGCCCAUGGUCCUGCCCUUUUUCCUGGCUGUGGAGGUGCCGUGACAUCCUUGGCCAUCAGGAUGCACAGCAGGGCCUCUCCCCCCAGAAGGAAGUACCUGCAGCGCUGGCGCCUUGAGACACUACUUCGGAGGCUCCAGGGCUCCCAGCAGGCCAGGUGCCUGGCAGCCACAUGGCAGUGCUGGGUGGACGCUUGGGAGGCAGAGCAGCUGGCAUGGACACUGGUGAGUGGGGAGGCCCCUUCCAACCCUCGGGUUGAUGUCCCAUCUCGCAUUCCCAGACCUAAGCUCUAGAAGUGUCUCUCAAAAGUAAAGACCUACCACGCCUGAAACCUUGGGCACAGGCGCAGGAGUCUGCAUCACUAACAUGCCCUUGUCACAUCCCUUCCACCUGGUGCCACAGAGGUGCAGGUGGGAGAGGCAGCAAACGGGCUGGGAAUACUGGGGGCAGCAACAGGCCCAGCUCAGGGUCACCGACUGUCCCCAUAGCUCAGGCAGUGGCACCUGAGACGGGCCUGGCGAUUGUGGCGGCAGCGGGUCCUGCGGCUGCAGGUGGCUCAGCGUUUCCAGCAACGGGAAGACAGCUGGGUUCUUUCCCAGGUACUGGGGGGCAACCCCACCCCCUCGCAGGCCCUUCCAGAACAGUGAGACCUGGACAUCUGGAGCUCUGGCCCUCUCUGAUGGCUGCCCCCAGAACCCUUCAUUUUCAGUUGGAGAAAACACAGCCUGGCUUCCCAAGCCUGUAAUUCAGCUGGUGAUGAUGUCCUCAGCCCGGUCCCACCCUGUUGAUGGUUUGGGAACCAGGCUUGGCCUGUGGCACUGCAGCUGCUCACACCAGCCCCUCCUUAUCAUGCCCUCAGAUCACAGCUUCCCAGACCUCAAGUCCCCUCUAUUCCGAGCCUGUGCAUUUGGCCUGGGGCAGAGGGAAGGGCCUCCUUUUCCCUGGGGACAAAAGGAACUGGGCCCAGGUGUUAGCCCAGUGCUGACAGCACAGGCCCAGGAGGGAGCCAGAGAGCCUGCCCUCCCCCGCCCCAUUCCAGGCCUUUGAGAGGUGGCGCCAGCGCCUGGCAGCCAGGGGCCUGAGGAGCAGAGCCAGAGGAGCAGCCGGAGGCCUAGGAUAAGGCCGGGAGCAGACGAAGCUGCCAGAUCCUCUGCCUGUACUGGCCCCGGCGGGGAGCAGGGGGCCCAGCUGCAGCUGUAGCUCAGGCCCAGGGAAAGAAAAACAGACCGGAGCCCCACCCAUCUGGGGAGCGCCGCGGGGCACUCAGGCCGAGAGCUCUGAAGGACAAUAAAACACCCCUGGUCCCAGUGGCUCCUCUCUGUCUCUCUUGCUGGCCCUGCCCCGGCCAGCCAGGCUGUCCUGGCACUGAAGGGCACACGGCUCUGACCCACUUCCUCUGCCAUCAGGCC